This is a messenger RNA of Cricetulus griseus (Chinese hamster), 440 nucleotides long. Lineage: Eukaryota; Metazoa; Chordata; Mammalia; Rodentia; Cricetidae. The record is from RefSeq and is a predicted model, not a curated record.
UGUCUUGCAACUAGAAAAAGAUUUGCGCACUCAAGUAGAAUUGUUGAGAAAACAGAAAAAGGAGAGAAAGCAGGAACUUAAUCUACUCCAAGAACAAGAUCAAGAACUCUGUGAAAUUCUUUGUAUGCCUACGUAUGAUGUGGACAGCACCUCUGUCCCCACCUUAGAAGAGCUGAACCUGUUCCGACAACAUGUGGCAACUUUGAGGGAAACAAAGGAAUCUAGGCACGAGCAGUUUGUCAGCAUUAAGAAACAAAUCAUAUUGUGUAUGGAAGAAUUAGAGCACACUCCUGAUACAAGCUUUGAAAAAGAUAUAGUGUGUGAAGAUGAAAGUGCCUUUUGUUUAUCAUUGGAGAACAUUGCAACACUACAGAAGUUACUACAGCAGGUAAUAUAUGCUCAAAUUAUGGUGUAACAUCUCACUAGUAUUUAUCAGUUUG